AUGGCCUCCGUCGCGCGCCUCAGCAGCUCUGCCCUCCGGGCCUCCUCCAUCAGCCGGGCCACCGCCUUCAACACGGUCCGCUGCUACUCCGCUAAGACCCAGACCCUCAAGGAACGUUUCGCCGAGACCCUCCCCGAGAAGAUUGAGCAGGUCAAGGCUCUGCGCAAGGAGCAUGGCUCCAAGAUUGUCGACCAGGUGACGCUGGACCAGGUCUACGGUGGUGCUCGUGGCAUCAAGGCCCUGGUCUGGGAGGGUUCCGUCCUCGACUCUGAGGAGGGUAUCCGUUUCCGUGGCAAGACCAUCCCCGAGUGCCAGGAGCUUCUCCCCAAGGCUCCCGGUGGCAAGGAGCCUCUCCCCGAGGGUCUCUUCUGGCUUCUCCUGACCGGCGAGGUCCCCACCGAGCAGCAGGUCCGCGACCUCUCGGCUGAGUGGGCGGCUCGCUCCGACAUCCCCAAGUUCGUCGAGGAGCUCAUCGACCACUGCCCUACCGACCUCCACCCCAUGGCCCAGUUCUCGCUGGCCGUCACCGCUCUCGAGCACACGUCUUCGUUCGCCAAGGCCUACGCCAAGGGCAUCAACAAGAAGGACUACUGGACCUACACCUACGAGGACUCCAUGGACCUCAUUGCCAAGCUGCCCAACAUUGCCUCGCGCAUCUACCAGAACGUCUUCAAGGGCGGAAAGGUUGCGCCCAUCCAGAAGGACAAGGACUACUCGUUCAACUUUGCCAACCAGCUCGGCUUCGGUGACAACGCCGACUUCGUCGAGCUCAUGCGUCUCUACCUGACCAUCCACACUGACCACGAGGGUGGCAACGUCAGCGCCCACACCACCCAUCUGGUCGGCAGCGCCCUCUCCUCCCCCUUCCUCUCCCUGGCUGCCGGUCUCAACGGUCUUGCCGGUCCGCUCCACGGUCUUGCCAACCAGGAGGUCCUCGGCUGGCUCACCGAGAUGAAGAAGUCUGUCGGUGACAACCUCAGCGACCAGAACAUCAAGGACUACCUGUGGUCGACCCUCAACAGCGGCCGCGUCGUCCCCGGUUACGGCCACGCCGUCCUCCGCAAGACUGACCCCCGCUACAUGGCCCAGCGCAAGUUUGCUCAGGAGAAGAUGCCCAACGACCCCAUGUUCCAGCUGGUCAGCCAGGUUUACAAGAUCGCCCCGGGUGUCCUGACCGAGCACGGCAAGACGAAGAACCCUUACCCCAACGUCGACGCCCACUCUGGCGUCCUCCUCCAGCACUACGGCCUGACCGAGGGCAACUUCUACACCGUCCUAUUCGGCGUCUCCCGCGCUAUCGGUGUCCUUCCUCAGCUCAUCAUUGACCGCGCCUACGGUGCCCCCAUCGAGCGUCCCAAGUCCUUCUCCACCGAAAAGUGGGCCGAACUCGUCAAGAAGCUGUAA
Molecule: messenger RNA, 1404 nt
Organism: Geosmithia morbida
Lineage: Eukaryota; Fungi; Ascomycota; Sordariomycetes; Hypocreales; Bionectriaceae
Product: citrate synthase
Exons: 5
Coding region: 1-1404 (467 amino acids)
Biological process (GO): carbohydrate metabolic process; tricarboxylic acid cycle; citrate metabolic process
Cellular component (GO): mitochondrial matrix
Source: RefSeq, a predicted model, not a curated record